This is a messenger RNA of Protopolystoma xenopodis, 402 nucleotides long. The record is from the annotation of a GenBank genome assembly. Lineage: Eukaryota; Metazoa; Platyhelminthes; Monogenea; Polystomatidea; Polystomatidae.
AUGGCUCCUCUGACGAUGCCGGCGAAAGAUUUGGAAAUGUACCCAGCCAAUGGUCCAAUGCUGGAAAUCACGAAUACUAUGGCAGAGGACACGGGACUAGUUGUAACUAUGUGGUGGCGAUGGCGCCUCUCACUGACGACGCCGACGAACUGUCUGCUUGCCGGUCUCCAGUGUCUUUUGUGCGAUGCGGUACUUUUGGUACAGAGAGACGCUCUGGACUUUCUCUGUCUCGCUUUGCCCCUUCAUUCUAUUCCUGCUUGUCAGUUGUCUCCGGCCGAACGCGGUAAUUUGUUUGUAGCCGUGUUGUCAACGCUUUUACGGAGAGAUGCUUCGUUGAAUCGGCGCGUCUACGCCUGGCUUUUGGGAAUCGGGUCUCAGCUCCUUGAGCCUGACGUGCAGUGA